This is a messenger RNA of Scophthalmus maximus (turbot), 1983 nucleotides long. RefSeq lists its product as uncharacterized. Bases 630 to 1964 code for a protein of 444 amino acids. The transcript has 3 exons. Lineage: Eukaryota; Metazoa; Chordata; Actinopteri; Pleuronectiformes; Scophthalmidae. The record is from RefSeq and is a predicted model, not a curated record.
ACACCAGGUUUGGCAGGUCAAUGGCAGCCACUGGAAAAGCUCCAGCUAGCUGCGACAGCCAGCCCCAUGUGCAGAUCUUUAAAUUCGAGUGCUUAUGAUUUGAUUUUUUUAAACGUGGGCUUGUCAGUUCUCUGUAAGAAGUUUUACUCCUGAGAAUGACUCUUAAUUUGUCUUCUCAAUCAACUGUUUGGUCAAUAAAAUGGCAAUAAAUCCCCAUAACAAUAACCCAGACCACAAGCUGAAAUGCUUGUUUUGUCCAAACUACAGUCCAAAGCAUAUUGAUAUUAUGUUACACAUUAAAUCAUAAAAAAUAAUAGAUUAAUCAAUCAAAUGUUGCAGCUCUGGACAUGGUAUUUAUAUAGUUUGAAAAAAGAAUAAAAUAUAUAUAUUUAUUUUUCUGUGCAAAAGUUGGUAUGUUCUGACGGUCCCUAAACGCACCACGACUAAGCGUUCUCAGAACUUUCAGACGGUCUCAAACGCAGCAUACUAGCCAGCUAGCUUAGCAUUUAACAACAACAUCCGGUUGUACGUAGCCGCCGUUUCAUAGACACACACACAGAGUGUGUGUGUGUGUGUGUGUGCGUGUGUGCGCGCGCGCGUGUGCGUUAGAGGACAACACACCAGCACACAUGGACGUCCGCGCGUGUGUGCGGUCGGCGGGCAGGGCCGUGCUGGACAUGGUGGAGCGGGAGUGGCAGCAGCCUCUCUCCGCCGGCGAGCUGGAGCAGCGGCUGGACCAGGCGGUGGAGGAGAUCCUGGAGGGCGAGCUGAUGGCGGAGCUGAGAGCUCAGCCUCCGCCGCCGAGUCAACAACCCCCCGCGGGGCCGCAGGUUCCGCACACGGCGACCACGACACUAGCGGCAGCAGCGUGCGGUCCCCUGGAGGAGGAGGAGGAGGAGACACCUGAGUCCCAGGUGAUGGAUGCUGAGGACAGUGCAGCAGUGAAGUACAUCGCAGGCCUUCUUCAAAGCUCCAAGUCGCGGGCCCGUUUGGCCGGUCGUGCUCGCCUCUCCCUGUCCCAGACCAUCCUGCUGUCGCUCACCCUGCUCUGCGAGCGCGUGAGCUACCGCUCCGUGUCGCGCCGCUUCCUGCUGGAGAAAGGAAACAUCCACAGGAUCUUCUUUUCUUUCUGUCAGCGCGUCAACAUGCUGGCAGAGAAGCAAAUCAGAUGGCCAGUUGGCGAGGAGGCGGUAGACGCCCUUUUCCCACUUCUCAGUCCAGAGAAGGGGAGAGAAGACGAAGAGCAAAGUGUUCCUCGGGUCCUGGGAGUGUUGGGACACGCCCGGAUCCCCAUCCGCCUGCCGAUAGGGAAACACGACGUGGAGAGCACAGUGCCCGAGGUGAAGAGGAUGAAGAAGGAGGCCCAUCCCGACUCCUGGUUAAACCUUGAGCUUGUAUGUGACCGCAGGGGCCGGUUCCUACACUGCCGAAUCAGUAGAGGAUCAGACGUGGACAGAGGCAUCGCUCUCAGAGACAAACUGAAGCAGCAUCCUGUGCUGAUGCCCCCUGGCUCCUGCCUCGUAGCCAGAGCUGGCUACCCGCUCACUGCUCACAUUUUAACUCCGUACGUAGCAGCAAGUCAUGGGCCAAGAGAAGAGCUCUUCAACAAGACGCUGGGCGAGCAUUUCCACAUCCUGGAUCAGGCCCUCGCCAGACUGAGAGCCAGAUUUCUGCGGCUCCGGUAUCUGGAUAUCGGGAACUACGAUCGAGCCAGAGCUGUCGUGCUGACCGCCUGUGUGUUGCACAAUGUGUUUGUGGACAUGGGGCAGGUGGUUCGAGAGGAAGAGGGAGUCGAGAAAGAGGAAGCCGUGAACCAAGAGGGACAGGAGGAGGAGGAGGAGGAGGAGGAGGAUGAGGAGGGUGUGCAUAGACGUGUCGCCAUCUCAGAUUGGUUGUUUAAAAGCUUUGAGUCUGGAAGCACAUGUGAUGAUGUCAGAACUGGUGUUCAUAGUUAUGUAAGAUAAAGUUUUACUUUCAUAAAAA